AUGGAUGAGAAUGAAUUAGAAAGAUUUAAAGAUUUACUUGAAGAACUAGAAAAAAUUAUAUUUCCAGAUCCAACGAUUCAACAAAUAACAAAAAAUUUAAAAUUAUACAUAAAUCUUGGAUUCCAAUUAGAUGAAAAAGCAAUUAUUGAAAUUUUAAAAUUGUUUCAUUCAAGAUUAGACAAGGUUGAGAAAAAAAUAGUAGAAUCUAUAUGUGACAUUAAGCAAGAAAACAAGGUUAAAUUUUUAAGAGAUUGUUAUGUAAAAACAUUCGAUUCCGAUGCAUAUUUUUCAAAUAAUGAGAUUGAAAAUAUUCAAGAAUUUAUUAGAAAUUUAUUACCAGAAAGUCAUCCUGAAGAAUUUAGUCGAGCAUAUGUGAUAGCGAUUUUAAAAGAAACAGUUAGCAACUUUAAAAAAGAAUUUGAAAAAGAAAGAAGUGAAGAACUUAUCAAAGAAAUGGAACAUCUUUUAAAUGAAAUUAGAAAUAGUAUUUUUAACACAGAAUACAAAAAUGAUUUCUAUAAAAAAUUAGAUGAAAUAUUUAAUGCCAAUGUAAUCAAUUAA
Molecule: messenger RNA, 561 nt
Organism: Dentiscutata heterogama
Lineage: Eukaryota; Fungi; Glomeromycota; Glomeromycetes; Diversisporales; Gigasporaceae
Source: the annotation of a GenBank genome assembly